AUGAAGAAUUUUGGAUACGCUCAAAGUAAUUUAGACCACACCCUUUCCUUGAAGCGUGAUGGAGGAAAAAUCACUACAUUAAUCAUCUAUGUGGAUGACAUGGCCGUACCUGGGAACAACGCGGGAGAGCAACAGAAGCUACAAAAGUAUUUGUCUCAGGAAUUUGAGAUGAAAGAUUUAGGAAUGCUUGGAUGUAAGCUUGCUGACACACCUAUUGAGACGAAUCACAAGUUGUAUGAAGACAUGGAUCGAUUGCUAAUCAAUAAGGAACAAUACAACACCUUGUUGGAAGGUUGA
This is a messenger RNA of Prunus armeniaca (apricot), 297 nucleotides long. The record is from the annotation of a GenBank genome assembly. NCBI's taxonomy places the organism in Eukaryota, Viridiplantae, Streptophyta, Magnoliopsida, Rosales, Rosaceae.